Messenger RNA from Echinostoma caproni, 279 nucleotides. The record is from the annotation of a GenBank genome assembly. Lineage: Eukaryota; Metazoa; Platyhelminthes; Trematoda; Plagiorchiida; Echinostomatidae.
AUGCCGCGACCGAAGAACAACCGUGCCUAUUGGACUGACGCUAGAAGUGGCUCAACCGCCGAUCGAAGUAAUGUACCGCCAACAGUCGAUAGACCUGCCCAAGGUGGAGCUAACAUCAUUCGACGGGAACCUCAGAAACUAUUGGAUAUUCAUUGGGAGUUUGAUUAUUUCUUCGAGUGUCGAGUCGUCGAUCCAGGGCAGAAGUUCCUGUACCUAAAGCCUUAUUGCCGCGGGAAGGCCCGGGACGCAACUGAAGAAUGUGUAAUGCUACGAAGCUAA